Messenger RNA from Poecilia reticulata (guppy), 2166 nucleotides. It is a transcript of the gene sgcb, whose product is annotated as sarcoglycan, beta (dystrophin-associated glycoprotein). Lineage: Eukaryota; Metazoa; Chordata; Actinopteri; Cyprinodontiformes; Poeciliidae. The record is from RefSeq and is a predicted model, not a curated record. Gene Ontology annotation, cellular component: sarcolemma; sarcoglycan complex. Gene Ontology annotation, biological process: muscle organ development.
CCACGUCGUCGUCUGUAAUUAGGUUCUUCAUAAGGAGCAGAAUUAAAAAUAUCACUGAGUAAAUUGUCUGUCUGCCCAUAUUGUAGCGGAAACGCUUCAGUCACCUUCGCCAGUGAAGGUUGGUCCGCUCUCUGUCAGCAGAGGAGGGAGGGUCAACAUGGCGUCCGAGGAGGAGAGCUCCAAUGGCCCCGUGAAGAGGUCCAUGCGUGAGAAGGCCAUAGAGAGGCGCAACAUCAACAAGGAGCACAACAGCAACUUCAAAGCGGGCUAUGUACCCAUAGAAGAAGAACGUCUUCAUAAGACCGGGCUGAGAGGACGCAAGGGAAACAUGGCUGUUUGCAUCAUAGUGCUCCUCUUCCUGCUGGCCUUAAUUAAUCUCAUUAUCACACUGGUAAUAUGGACGGUGAUCCGAAUCGGCCCGAACGGCUGCGACAGCAUGGAGUUCCACGAGAGCGGCCUGCUGCGCUUCAAACAGAAGGCCGACAUGGGAAUUGUUCAUCCUCUGCACAAAAGCACGGUCGGCGGCCGCAAAGACCAGGACCUGGUCAUCGUGGGCAACAACAACCCGGUUGUGUUCCAGCAAGGCAACACGAAGCUGAGCGUGGAAAAGGACAAGACCUCAGUCGUCAGCGACGCCGGCAUAUCCUUCACAGACCCUCGGACGCAGACAACUUUCUUCAGCACAGACUUUGAAAACCACGAGUUCCACCUGCCCAAAGGAGUCAAAGUCCUCAGUGUUAAAAAGGCAUCCACUGAAAGGAUCACCAGCAGCGCAUCAUCUGACCUGAACAUCAAGGGAGACACUAAGGCCAUCAUUCGCGGUAAUGAGGGAGUGAACAUCAUGGGCCGCACUGUGGAGUUUAAAAUGGGUGGAGACAUUGAGCUCAGAGCUGAGAACAGCAUCGUCCUCAAUGGCUCAGUGAUGUUCAACACCACACGCAUUCCCAGCUCCACAGACCUGACAUUCAACGACGGCCUGGAGAGGUACAAGCUCUGCAUGUGCGAAGAUCGGACUCUGUUCCGCGUACUGGUGAAGUUUCCCAACAUGGGCUGCCAGAUCUCAGACAACCCGUGUGGGAAAGCUCACUAGCGCCGCCGUUCCAUCCGUCUGCAGUCGGUGGACUGUGAAAUCAGACAAACCUCUUCCAAACCUGCACAUUUUGGACCGAGUUCAGUUCAAAUUUGAGUUUAACUUGGCGGUUAAGGUGAGCCGUUUCUGUGAGUGCCAAAUUUACAUUUUAUUACAAAUCUACCCAAAGAUAUUACGGGAGUUUGUAAAAAAAAAAAACAAAAAAAAAACACAUUGUUUUUUAUAAUAUUCGUCAGCCUGUAUCCUAAAUUCAGAAAACUAUUGUAAACAUUAAGUUGUUCUGCAGUUUACGCCGCAUGUUUGUAGCAGUCGUAAGCUGCUGUAUUUAUUUCCUGCUUCUCCAUCACCUCACAUCUGUUCACAAAAGGGUUUGUGUAAAAGUGACUUAAAAAAAUGCAGAGAGACAAGUGUGUUUACUAAAAAAACUGACUUCAUCGAGACACUACAUGAUAGUUAACUUAGAAAUAUGCAGAACUCAAACAGAACGUCUUUCUGCACACGUUGAACUGUUUAUCAUGCACGUGCCAACGGACUUAAAGGGAUGAAAUGUUAUUUAUAUUUUACCUAUAUAGUGAGGCUUUUCUAAUGCUAAUAGGAAGGAGUGUACGAGUUGUGUUAACAGAGCAGCGCCUUGCGAAAGUAUUCACACCUAUUGAGCUUUUCACAUUUAUAGUAUAUCGAUUCCCGUCCGAUUCACAAUUACGCUCUACUUUUUCUCAAGAUAAAUGAAUAAAAUAAAAAAUAAAAAACAACUAAACAAUAAAUUACAUUGGAAUUUGUUGUUGGCCGUGUCGUGUGGAAAGUUUGGUGGGUGGGAAUACUUUUGCGAGGUAAAUGCUAAUCUUUUUACGAGGCAAUGGUGCCGAAAGUGGACGCCGUUUAGAGUGGUUUGAAUUUUGUGCAAUACAAUAUAAAAAGUUUUUGACUGUUGCUUUGGGUUGUGUGUGGCCUGUUGUGUAACAAUGUUGGAGCGGACUUGAUGCCUUUGGUGAGAAAAGUUUUGUUUUUCCAUCACUUCAACGUGACGACAUGGAUACGUUUAAAAUGAAAUAAAUAAAUAAAAUAAAAAAAUCCAA